UCAGAGCCUUGCACACAGCCGCAGCACCGGGAGGAUGGAUGGAGCGGGCUCGUUUGGAGCGGGCCGAGCCGGUUCGGCCUUUGAUCUGGUUGCGUUCGUCAAACAACCACAGACAAUCCUAAGAGCGUUGGCAUGGAUCUUCUCCAUGGUGGUCUUUGCAUCUAUUAUAAAUGAGGGCUAUGUGAAUAUGGGCAGUGAGCGACUGCAUUGUGUGUUUAACAAGAAUGCAGACGCCUGUAACUACGCUAUAACUAUAGGAAUUAUGGCGUUCUUAGCAAGCGUCUUGUUCCUGGCCCUGGACGUCUACUUUCCUCAGAUCAGCAGCGUUAAAGAUAGAAAGAGAGCAGUGCUGCUGGAGAUUGCUUUUUCAGGAUUCUGGACGUUCCUUUGGUUUGUAGGAUUCUGCUUUUUGGCCAAUCAGUGGAGUCGUACGUCUGAUAAGGAGCUUCCUCUGGAACAGGCUUCAGACGCUGCACGAGCUGCUAUUGCUUUCUCUUUCUUCUCCAUCCUGACCUGGGCGGGGCUCACAGUUUGUGCAGUUCAGCGGUUCCUGCUGGGCACCGACAUGACCCUGUUCACCAGUGAGCAAGUGGUCAACCAGCCACCCAAGCAGAUGUACCCGUCCAAUGAUGUCAUCGGUCAGACCACCAUCCCCGUCAAUGCCUACCAGAGUCCGCCGCUCAUCGAAACCGUGGAGACCCGGCCACCUGGAUACAAGGUCCCACCUGCGUUUUAAUCCACAGCCAAUCAGAAGCAGCACUGAAGGACAGAGCCGUCAAUGUUAGCUAAAUGUAUCGUAUUGCGUUGUAGUAGCGAGAGGGGAAGAUGCUCAGCUCUGUAGUACAGUACGCACUAUUAUACACGACCCAACCGUAAUCCAAUCUCACCUUAACUAAUGUUACAGGACAGCGAUUGAUCGUCAUCGCUUGCUCGAACUAUUUACACCAUCAAAAUUUAGUCAGAAAAGCAUUACGCAUCUUAUUUAUGCACAGUACUUCAUUAAAGACGCACUAAGUAUUGGCUGUUGGUGUGGAUGCAUUCACUUCAAAACUGUAAGAAAAGGUGAUAAAGACGCUACAAGUGACAUUGAAAAAAUCAUGAUAUUUUAAAGCGGAAAUGCUGAAAUCUUUUUAAUAAUCUGGCAUAGAAACGGAUGCAUAGAUAUGAUAUCAAUUAUAAUUCACUUACAAAUGAUGUUACAUUUUGAAGCAGUAAGACAGCUUUUCUUGUCACACAUUUUCAGUUGGAAACAUUUUCACGAUUAAACAAGGAAAUUGCAAGGAACAUUAAAUUAAACCUGAUUUUUUAAAGUAGAAAGAUUGACAGCAUUUUACUCCGUUUACUGAAAACAGAUACAAGUUUCACUUGAAAACGAUAAGUAACAUUGACAUAACUGUGAUAUUUUAAAGUAAAAAAACUGAAAUGUUGUUAGUGUUUUCACUGAAUAAUCUGGCAUAGAAACGUAUGCAUAGAAAUGAUCUAAAUUACAAUUAAAUUACAAAUUAUGUUACAUUUUGAAGCAGAAAGACAGCUUUUCUUGGCACACAUUUUCACAAGGAAACAUUUUCCUGAUUAAACUAGGAAAUUGUAAGUAACAUUAAAUUAAACCUGAUUUUUUAAAGUAAAAAGAUUGACAGAAUUUUACUCUGUUUACUGAAAAAAGCUUUCACUUGAAAAUGUCACCAUUACUUUAAUGUUACUUGUAGUUUUUAAGUGAAAAAACGAAAUCUUUUUAGUGUUUUUACUAAAUAAUCUGGCAAAGAAACUUAUAAAUGAUAUAAAAUAUAAUUAAAAUACAAAUGAUAUUACAUUUUGAAGCAGAAAGACAGCUUUUACUUUCGCAAAGGAAAUAUUUUCACGAUUAAACAAGGAAAUUGCAAGUAACAUUAAAAUAAACAUUAAAAAUAACUGAUAUUUUAAUGUGAAAAAACAGAUCUUUUUAGUGCUUUCACUGAAAGUUCUGGCACAGAAACUUCUAAAUUAUAUAAAUUAUAAUUAAAUUACAAUUAAUAUUACAUUUUGAAGCAGGAAGACUUCAGGUCACACAUUUUCUCUAGGAAACAUUUUCAGGAUUAAACUAAGAAAUUGCAAGUAACAUCAUUAAUUAAACCUGAUUAUUUUUAAAUAGAAAGAUUGACAGCAUUUGACUGUGUUCACCAAUAAGAGUGACAUUGAAAUAAUCGUGAUAAAUUAAAUACUAAGCUCUUUUUAGUGCUUUGACGGAAUAAUCCGUCAUAGGAACCUGUAAAUAACAUAAAUUCUUGAUAUAAAUUCUUCCCACACAUUUUCACUAAGAAACAUUUGAUUAAACAAGGAACCUGCAAGUUAAAUAAAUGAAACAUGAUUUUUUUUAAGUAGAAAGAUUGACAUCAUUUUACUGUAUUCACUAAUAAAAGACAAAAUUUACACUUAAAAACAACAAGUAACAUUGAAAUAAUCGUUAUAUUUUAAAGUGAAAAAACUGAAAUCUUUUUUGUGUGUUUACUUACGAAUAAUAUCAAUCAUAAUUAAAGUAUGUAAACUUUUGAAGCAGUAAGACAGCUUUUUCUUCUCACACAGUUUCACUUGCAAACAUUUUCACGAUUAAACAAGGAAAUUGCAAGUAACAUUAAAUUAGAUAGUUCUUUUUUAAAGUAGAAAGAUUGACUUUAUUUUAUUCUGUUAAAAAUAUAUAAAAUGUUCACCUAAAAACUACAAGUAUUAUUGAAUUAGACAUGAAAUGUAUAGAAAUACUGACAGUAUUUUAUACUUAAACCUGUUUCAGCACUCUUUGUUUUAUUUUCACCUUAAAAAACUGUUUUUUAUAGUGUACUUAUGACCAGUUCUAAAAUAAUCACGAAACUAUACAGUGGUUUACAGAAAUACGAGUAGCAGACCACCUUUAUGGACAAUAAACCAAAGGCUUUUAGACCACUGAUCACUAUUUCUUGUUAGUAUACAACAUUUCAAACAUAUUUGACAAAAUAUACUAUUUGUUUGCGAAAGUUUCCCAGUGCAAAAAUAGUUUUUAUGUAUCAUUUUUUCACUUUUACAAUUAGGAAUGAUUUCUGUCUUGAUCGACAGCUGUACAUCAGUGUUUUACUGUGGUAAAAUCAGUUCAGUUCACGUCACUUGUGUCAAAAUCACUGUUUUUGUUCAUUGGGAAUUAGCACAUUUUGUUUAAAAGUAUUAUUGUGCUGUCACUAUAGAGAAAGAGAGAGUUCUGUGUGUGCGUGUGUGUGUGUGUGUGUGUGUGUGUGUGUGUGUGUGUGUGUGUGUGUGUGUGUGUGUGUGUGUGUGAGUGUGUGUGUGUGAGAGAGAGAAUGGAGCAGUCAGAGAUAUUCCGGAUGAGAUCACUGAGAUCACUAAAACAGAUUGUUUACUUUAACAGGCAUAUUUGUGCAUACAGUAUGCGUGUGUGUGUGUGUGGAAUGUGUGUGUGCUUGCUUUAAUUCUGUCUAAUUGCAUGAUCUGGUCAAAUGCCACAGAUUUUCAUUGAAGCAGAGAGAAAGUGUUCUAUUUUGUUACAGUGACUGACAUACAGUACCACGAGGUCCUGAAUAAAGAUGAAGCAGUACAGUGAA
Molecule: messenger RNA, 3563 nt
Organism: Danio aesculapii
Lineage: Eukaryota; Metazoa; Chordata; Actinopteri; Cypriniformes; Danionidae
Gene: syngr3b
Product: synaptogyrin 3b
Exons: 4
Coding region: 35-736 (233 amino acids)
Cellular component (GO): neuromuscular junction; synaptic vesicle membrane
Source: RefSeq, a predicted model, not a curated record